CUGUUAUCUUCGAAGUUCGUCCGCCUUGUUUCGACAGUCAUGCAUGCUAUGAUUGAGUUGGUGCAAACGCCGUUGGACGAGCCUACGAACCACCAUGGCCUCGGCGACGGACAUCCACGAAAAUCGCCAGGAAACUAACCGAACGCUUAGCAUUGCUAUGACGGCGCUGGGCUUGUUUUUCGUGAUCUUGCGACUGCUAGCGCGGUGGAAGAAGGGUCUGUCGAUUGGACGCGACGACUAUACCAUGCUCUUAUCAGUGGUGUUUCUUUUCGCAACCUGCGGUCUCAAUUUGACCAUGAUUCACUACGGCAUGGGACGACAUGCAGCCGUCCUCCCAACUGAGAACGUCAUGACAAUCGCAAAGCUGCUCAUGGCAUUCGAAUGCGUGUACUGCACCACAGUGGGCAUCAUCAAAGUCUCGAUAUUGCUCAUGUACGCGCGCAUCUUCCCCACACGGAAUUUCCGCAUCGCAUCCAUCAUCCUCGGCGGCAUUGCCAUCGGCUGGGUCAUCGCCAUCAUCUGCGUGAGCGUAUUUCAGUGCGACCCGAUCGCGAAGGCCUGGAACCCGAGUCUGCCGGGCACCUGCAUCAACCUCAAGGGGUCAUUUAUCGGCAACGCAGUACCGAACAUCGUGACCGAUGUGGCAAUCCUUUCGUUGCCGGUCCAUGCAGUCUGGGGUCUGCACGCAUCCCUCACGCAUCGGUUGUCGGUGAUUGCGAUAUUCUUGCUGGGCAGUUUCGUCGUAUUUACAAGUGCUUACCGGUUCUCGACGCUCUUCCAAUUCGAGCCCGCCGAUACCACCUGGACACUGGCCAAGGCCUGUACGUGGUGUCUGAUCGAGUGCUCAAGCGGGAUCAUCUCCGCGUGUCUCCCGACGCUGCGGCCGCUGUUCGUGGCGCUCUCGUCCAAGUUCGCCAGUAGCGUGGGCACUUCGCGCGGACGCACCACCGGCACCAGUGGAAUCAAGGGGUCUGAGCUGCAGAGCUUCGACGGGAUGAACCCGGUACUGCGACCGGCAAAUGAGUACCUGGCCAAGCAGCAGGUGUCGCUGCAGGUGAGCCGGCGGGACACCGCGUCAGAGGAUGAGGUGCCGUUGAAUACGAUUCGGGUCCAGCGCGAUAUCUCCUGGCAGGAGACGCGGAAGAUUAGUAAUUCCCGACGGUGGAGAUGAUUUACCUCGAUGUUUUCGAGCACAAAUAGAUUUGUUAUUAUAAGAUACGUGCAAAUGGAUGUGUAUAAAGGAUAUAUCAGGAGUUGG
Aspergillus homomorphus CBS 101889 is the source of this 1258-nucleotide messenger RNA. RefSeq lists its product as uncharacterized. The record is from RefSeq and is a predicted model, not a curated record. The transcript is spliced from 5 exons. Lineage: Eukaryota; Fungi; Ascomycota; Eurotiomycetes; Eurotiales; Aspergillaceae. The coding region runs from base 95 to 1171 and encodes 358 amino acids.